AUGUGUUGUUUAAAGAAUAUUUUUGUUUUAAUAGGAGUUUUGUUGAUUCUAAACUGCUUAAACUACGAAACCAGAUUGAAUCAGGCCACUGGGAUUAGUAUGAUAGAGGUGAUUACUGAUAAACAAGGAAAUCCAAUAGACCAAUUUAAUUUGGAUGGUAGGUUGUUUAUUAACACCACGGAUAUAGACAAAAUUGCAGAAAAUAUUAUUUUUAAUCAAACAGAAAUUAAUGAUAUACAAAACCUUAAAGAAAAGUUACAUACAGAAGAGGAGUAUGCAAAAUUGCAAGAAAGUGGGAAAAAAUGUUUCUAUGGCUUAAACUGCUUAUAUGGAUUGAACUCAAUGGAUGGCUUAAUAAAUAAAGAAAAAUUUAAACAAUCCCAGAGUUCUUCGAUAAACCAAACAAUAAUUGAUAAUGACCAAUUCAACAGGUAUCUUGGAGAUGAAAACAUGUAUAGAUUUUUCAAGCUGGAUAACGGGUUAAAGGUAUUUUUAGUCUCAAACAAUUUGUUAUACACAUCCUCUUUGUCUUUAGGAAUAGAGGUAGGAAGCGCUAAUGACCCAGAAGGAAUUGAUGGUGUUUCAUAUUUACUAACACAGGAGUUGUUUAAAAAAGAGUCCAAUGUUACAAAUGAAACUGAUUUCAGGAAAUUAUUGGACGACAACAAUGGAUAUUUUAAUGUGGAAUCAAAUAAAUUUUCAACAAUUUACUCAUAUGAUAUUAAAUCAAAAUAUUUCCAACUUUCAGUAAAUGCCUUUAAAAAAAGACUUGAGAAGGUAAUUACCUGGAGUUCUUUAGAUGAAUCAAUUUCUGAAGUUGCAAAACUGACAGAAUUAUUUAAAAAUGUAUAUACUUUGCAAGAAAUUCAAUUAAAACGAAGCCUUUCGAAUUCUUCCCACAUAUUCAGUAGAUUUCCAUAUGGUACAAAUGAAACAUUGAGGGAAAUUCCUUCAAAAAAUAACCUCUCACUGCAAGAGGAAAUCAUUAAGUUUAAAAAAAAUUACUACAGUCCACACUUAAUGGUGUUAAGUAUUUCAACAAGUUUAAGCCUGGAUACAACAGAAGAGCUUGUGAGAAAUACAUUUUCUGAUCUAAUCAAUACUGGUAUUUAUCCAGAAAAACCAGAGGAAUUAUCUGGAAAUGUGACCCACCCAUAUGAUACAUUAAUUGGAAAAUAUAUUGAAGUUAAAUCUCCAACUCCAGAAGCAUACAUUACUAUGGAAUUUCCAAUACCAAAUCAAAGUAAGCUUUGGAGAUAUAAGUUAGGCUCAUAUGCCAAAUAUUUCUUAACUCAACGAUUCCAAAAUGGUUUCUUGGAUAAAAUGACAAAACAAGGUUGGAUCAGAGAAAUUGAGGUCGAUGUAAUAAAUAAUGAUACAGGUUUCUCUAACUUAGUUAUCAAGGCGAUUUUGGUAGACUCUGAUAGAAAUAAGUUAUUAAGAGUAGUGCAAGCUAUUUUUGCCACUUUAGAUGCCGUUAAAACUGCAAAGUAUAAUAAACAUCUAGAUGAGCAAAUCAGACGUGUAGAACAAGGAAUACUAAAACAGUAUAAAAGUACUGGAUAUUACAGAUACUCCAAGAAUAUCGUAAAGUCAUUUCUUGAAAGUGGUUGCUCUCCAGAAAAUAUAUUAUUAGUGCCUUAUGAACUUGAAGUUAUAGAUCAUAGUUAUGUAAGAAUGAUAUUGGAAUAUUUAAACCCAUUUAAUAUGGUAUUAACUUUUUCUUCAAACUCUUUUUCCAGAAACUCAAAAGACUUUUUGUUAUCUAGUGAAAUUUAUGGAGAAUCUGGUUGGGGUCGAUUUUCUAGAAAAUUUGUAUCAUUCUUAAGAACAAUUCGCAGGACAUUUUUGAGAGCAAAACCUGGUGAGUAUCCAAACUUUAUGAUAGAAAAGUACUUAAAUGCAAACUAUUUAAUUACAGACAUUCCGACAAAAAUUUUGGAUAUACUUGAAGGUAGUACUCAAGAGCUAGCAUUUGAAUAUUUAGGUUUCAAUAUUACAGAAAUCGUAAUAAAUUAUCCAAAGCAGUAUAAGAUCUAUACUUAUGAUAUACCACCUCAAGUACAUCCACAACUUUUAGUAGAAUCUUUGGCAUCUUACAUUAAAUAUACUUCCAAUACAACAGAAGAUAUUGACGAGGCACUAAUGAAUAAAGUCUUAUCAGGGUUCAACGAAUUUGUCUCGCCAAUUGCUUAUUCCACAUUUUACUUCCCCAUUAAUGUAGGUGUUCCGAAAAUAUCCUUAAACUCAAGAAUUAUUAUUCAGCCAAAAUCUUUGGUUGUAUAUGGGUUUCAAUCUCUCCCAAAAACAAAUGCAAAACUUGUCACUCUAUCUUAUCUUUUUAUGAAAUCAUUCAAGUAUGCAACCCCUCCAGAAUACAGAGAUUGUAUUGUUGAAAAUAGUUAUAAAUCAAUUUCAGAGUUACAAAAUUCAUUUUUGGGAAUAGAAUUUAGGUGGACAAAUUACACUUCAUCUUUUGAUGAUUUCUUUUCAACAGUUUUUAAUGGGUUAAGAAAGUAUAAUAGUUAUAUUAAUAAAAAUCAUUUUGAUCGGGCAAAAUCAGAUUUUGAGUCAAUAAUUAACAAUAUUUCUUCACUUAAUAGCAAAACUCUCGCUGAAUAUACUUCUUUUGAAACCCUCAACUUUUAUAUGAUGACACCAUCCAUGUUCAUUCAAGCUAUUAAAAGUGUUAAAUUUAAAGACGUAGUUGAUUUUGCAUCUUAUAUCAUAAAAAUGGGUACAAUUGAAUCACUAGUUAUUGGGAACUGUACUCCGAUGCAAGUAAACUCUUACUUAUUAAAGAUUGGGAGAAUUCUCAAUAGAGACUUAGUAAAUACGAGCGACUUAACUCAUCUAAGACUCUUGAAUAACUCCACUCGUAUUAUCACUGGUUGGGACACUAAUCAUACUGAAUAUAGUAACUUCAAUCUACAGGAUAGUCCUAAAAGCUCAAUUACCUCAAAUCAGCGAUCAGAACUAAACAAUAAUACAAUUGUAGAUAGUCAGAAUUAUCUUGGGAAUUAUUCUUCUACCAAUAUCACAAGGAAAGUCACAAUUGUUGAGUCUUCAGAAAAAACUUUCUUGACUGAGGGGUAUUACAAGGGAAAAUGGACUAAUAGAAUAAAUAUGGACACUUUACCUAAAGAAUAUAAAAAUAUAUUUUAUCUAAAAAAAUGUUCAAACUCAAAUGAAGAUCUUUCAGUCGUUUAUAUGGAGAUCCAAGUUGGUGAGUAUUCUGAGGAGAUGUUUGCAUUCUUAAAACUUGUGGUUAACUUGGACAUUCAAAGCUCAUUCAAACAAUUUACAUCCUCAGAUUAUCCUAAUACAGUGUUUGAAAUUUUGCCAUACUCUAUAGGAACAAGUUAUCUGUUACUUAAAAUUAUGAUUUCAUCUGCAGAAUAUAGUAUUAUAAAAUUGACAAGUUUAGCCGUGCAAUUCUAUAAUAAAUACUUUGCUCUAGUUACUCCUUUAAUCUCCAGAGACGAGUUCAAGAAAGGAAUUAAUCGUGCAGUUACUAGUAUUGAAAUUCCACAUAUUAAUAUGGAGGAACUUCUUGAUCAGUAUUCUAGCUCUCUUCUUGAUAGAAAGUCUGAUCCAAAUUGGAAGUACAUACAAGUUGCAUAUUUGCUUAAUCUUAACUAUAAUGAAUUUCUAAAUAAAUGGGGAGUUUUUGUUAAGCCUGCUAAAGUUCUUAUUUCUAUCUUAAAAACUCACGUCUCAGCUAUUGAAAUUGCAGAAGCAAACUCUUUCCAACUAGAAGGGUACAACAGGAUCAACUCAACGAGUAUCGUAAAAAAGGCUGCAAUAGAAAACAAUUUUAUUUCAUAUUAA
Molecule: messenger RNA, 3831 nt
Organism: Cryptosporidium ubiquitum
Lineage: Eukaryota; Apicomplexa; Conoidasida; Eucoccidiorida; Cryptosporidiidae
Product: secreted insulinase-like peptidase
Exons: 1
Coding region: 1-3831 (1276 amino acids)
Molecular function (GO): metal ion binding
Source: RefSeq, a predicted model, not a curated record